AUGCUCUCAUCAUUCACUACAAAACUCGCCCUCAAAAAGGCCGGUAUACCAAGCGAUAUACUCUCCUUUCCCACAGAGAAGCGCGAGCCAAACAAACUUCGCAAAAAUCCUCCCAAUCCUUCCGACAGUGAUGCAGACUCUAGCUGGUCUUCAUGGAUGUCGGUUCGCUCUCUGCCUCUUACUGUACAGCCGUGGCUAACGCCGCCUCCUGCUGCUGUUUCUGUCGGACGCGUACCUGGUAUCGGAGAUAAAGCUCCAGUGGAUAAGACGCAGAAGUUGAGACUGGGAAGGAGAACUCUGGUUGUAUUUUUACGCUGUGUUGGUUGUGCAUGUAAGUCAUUCCCUUUUUUACAUGAUGGAAUAAUGUCUAACAGAGAAAUAGUUGCGCAAAAAACUUUUAUAAAUCUUCGUACCAUGGCGAAUCGCUAUGGGGAUGCACUAACAUGUAUAGCUGUCUCGCACGCCUCAGAGCAAGCGACAAAGAAAUGGGUAGAUCUCCUCGGCGGCGCAUGGAGCGUGCGCGUGAUAGUCGAUGAAGAUCGAGCUCUGUAUGCAGCAUGGGGUUUAGGCACGAGUAGCAUGUGGUACGUUCUCAAUCCAUCGACACAAGUGCAGAGCUGGAAAGAGACGGGGUGGCUAGGUGAAAAGGUAGCGGGUGCGAUACAGGGUAAGACAACCCCAAAGCCAAAGCCAAAGACUACUGUUCAGGCUGUUGGGAAUGAAGAGGAAGAAGAGGAUGAGGGUCCUCUGACGACCAUGGGGAAUAAGUGGCAGGAAGCUGGGGCUUUUGCUGUGGAUGGGACAGGGACUGUUAUUUGGGGCGGGAAAGCUGCGAGGGCGGAUGAUGUUAUGGAACUUGAAGAUGGGGCGAGGAUUUUAUUAGCGUAG
Fusarium graminearum PH-1 is the source of this 888-nucleotide messenger RNA. RefSeq lists its product as uncharacterized. Lineage: Eukaryota; Fungi; Ascomycota; Sordariomycetes; Hypocreales; Nectriaceae. Bases 1 to 888 code for a protein of 295 amino acids. The transcript has a single exon. The record is from RefSeq and is a predicted model, not a curated record.